Molecule: messenger RNA, 1383 nt
Organism: Baudoinia panamericana UAMH 10762
Lineage: Eukaryota; Fungi; Ascomycota; Dothideomycetes; Mycosphaerellales; Teratosphaeriaceae
Exons: 3
Coding region: 1-1383 (460 amino acids)
Biological process (GO): transmembrane transport
Cellular component (GO): membrane
Molecular function (GO): transmembrane transporter activity
Source: RefSeq, a predicted model, not a curated record
AUGGAGAAGACGGCACCCAGCGCACAUACGGCUCCUCACGACACCGUCUCAUCUCAGGAUGUCGAGGUCGCCUUGCGACGCGUCGAUGGCCUCGUUCUGCUACCGUUGGUGUUCAUGUUCGUUUUCUUGCAAUUCGACCGAACCAAUCUUGGCAACGCUUUGACAGACACCCUUCGCAAAGACGCCCACCUCACGCAAGCUGAUAUCAAUCUCGGCCAAACUCUGUUCACCUUGGGCAUCGUAUUGUGGGAGCUUCCCAGCAACGUCAUCAUCAAGCGCGUCGGCGCUCAUCGAUGGCUUCCACUCCUGAUGUUUUGCUGGGGUACCGUCACCUGGAGUCAGACGUUCAUCACGUCGCGGCGUGGUUUCCUUACAACACGCUUCCUCCUGGCUACAUUCGAAGCCGGCUUCAUCCCGGGUGCGGCCUUCUAUCUCGGACAGUUUGUCACACGUCGGGAACUGGCCUUCCGCUAUGCUUUGCUAUGGGCUGCAAACAGCGUAGCCGGAGCCCUCGGGGGUGUCUUAGCGCUCGGGCUGCUAAGCUUGAGCGGAAAGCAUGGAGUCCACGGCUGGCAGUAUUUGUUUGCCAUUGAAGGCGCCCUUACAUGCUUCGUCGCAGUUUUGAUGGCACUCCACCUACCUCAGAGUCCCAUCGAUGCUUCUAAGCGGCACCGUGUGAUGGGAAGCCGAUGGACGAUCCUCAAGCCUGACCAAGGCGCAAUGCUUCAGCGACGUGCAAUGCAGGACGAUCCGAGCAAGAAAAACAACCUUCGCCGCGUAACGAUCCGCGACUUCGACAUACUGCUUGACCACCGAAUCUACGGCCAUCUCGUCAUGGCCUUUCUCUCGUCAGUGAUGUUCAGCCCGAUCAACACCUAUGCGCCGUCCAUCAUUAAAGCAUUGGGCUACCGUGGGUACUCUGCCAAUGGCAUGAAUGCUGUGGGAUCAGCAUGCAACCUACUCGUGGCGCUACCGCUAGCCUACUUCUCCGAUCGCACGCGGCACAGAGGACUCUUCGUGCUCACAGGCUUCAUAAUCUCUGCCGUCGGCCUGCUCUGGCUGGCUCUGCCUCCCAACACCGUAAGCCGCGGUAUACUUUACGCUGGUGUCAUAGUCACUGAAGCCGGCAUGGGCAGUGUGCAGGGCAUCAAUGCUGCGUGGCUGAGCGAGAACGUUCAGGAGCGGCAGCGGCCAAUAGUGCUGGGAUGCUAUGUCAUGUCGAUCCAGCUUGCUUCUUUCGUCGGUGCGAACCUGUUCAAAGCGGCCGACGCUCCAAGAUAUACUCAUGGACUGCUUGUUUGCGCAGGUUGCACUUUUGGGGCAGCGGCAGUAAGCAUCAUUUGGACGGUGUUGUACAAAGCGGGCAGCCGGAGUGAUGCAUGA